ACAGUGUCAGCCAUAAACGUAAAACCCUAACUUUCAGUGGCAUCAAACUUAAUCAAUACCAGAGACUAUGAGUUGGAGAAUUUUAGUUUUCAAUUCCAGGAGCACAAUCAACAAACUCAAUGCAAUCUUACAAUCCCCAUUUUCCAUAAAAACACUUGCCACUUUUCCUUCUUCUCACUUAACUCGCGUCUCGCCUUUCACCAGGCACCUUCAUUCGGGUCAACUCAGCAACUCGCUCAUUGACCCAAAACUCCAUUACCAGCAAAACGACGACGUUAAUGAUGAUGGUACGACGAACGAGUUCUUGUCGCGCUUCGUGUGGAUAAUGCGCAAGAAAGUGAGGGAAGCGUACCCGAAUUCUGAUAAACCCACCGUUGAUGGCAUGCUUCUCGUCAUCGUUGAAAGUGUUGUGUCCGAAAUGGAAAAGGGCAGCAUCGGUUCAAAUACGUCGUCGUUUCCUUUGGGGGAUUUCAGUGAGGACUUGUGGAGGACGGUGUGGGAGGUUAGCAACAAGGUUUUGGAAGACAUGAAAAAGGAGAGGAAGAAGGAGAAAUUGAAGGGUUUCUUGCAGUGUGAAGAAGUGAAAGAGAUGUGCAGGUUUGCUGGUGAAGUUGGCAUUCGUGGGGAUUUGCUCAGAGAGCUUAGGUUCAAAUGGGCACGUGAGAAAAUGGAGGAACAAGAGUUCUAUGAAGGUUUGGAGCGCAUAAGGAGAGAGGCGCAAACUGAAGAAAAAGAACACGAGGGAACAGAGAGCAAGGGUUUUGAUGUUACUGAGGAGAAGGCUAAGGUUGUUACACUUCCCAAGAGGAGAGGGAAGAUAAGGUACAAGAUUUAUGGGCUUGAUCUCUCUGAUCCUAAGUGGGCACAAGUGGCUGAUAGGAUCCAUGAGGCAGAACAAGUGUUUUGGUCACAGGAGGCAAAGCCAAUAACUGGGAAAUGCAAACUUGUUACUGAGAAAAUUAUGUCAUUGAAGGAGGAGGAUGAUAACUUGUCAACACUGUUGGCUGAGUGGAUAGAGCUUCUACAACCAAGCAGGGUAGAUUGGAUCAAUUUACUUGACAGAUUGAAAAUGCAGAAUCCUCCUUUGUACUUCAAGGUGGCAGAAAUGGUAUUGACUGAAGAUUCUUUCCAAACAAAUGUAUCUGACUACUCUAGGCUUAUUGAUAUCUAUGCUAAAGCAAACCAAUUUGAUGAUGCUGAGAGGAUCCUUAAGAAGAUGAACGAAAAUGGUAUUCUACCGGACGCUUCAACAGCCAGUGCCUUGGUCCAAAUGUACAGCAAGGGAGGCAAUCUUGAGCGUGCAAAAGAAACAUUUAAAAUCUUGACGAGCCAGGGCUUCCAACCAGACAUAAAAGUCUACAACUCAAUGAUUAUGGCCUAUGUAAAUGCUGGCGAACCUAAGCUGGGUGUGUCUUUAACAAGGGAGAUGGAGACAAGAGAUAUUAAGCCCACAAAGGAAAUAUACAUGGCAUUGCUCCGAUCUUUUUCUCAACGUGGUGAUGUUAAUAACGUUGCACAAAUUUCAUCAACUAUGCAAUUUGCAGGAUUCCAGCAGAGUAUGGAGACAUGCACCCUGCUUAUUGAGGCACAUGCAAAUGCAGGUGACCCGGAUCAGGCAAGAAUCAAUUUUGACUACAUGAUAAAAUUAGGGCAUAAGCCUGAUGAUAGGUGCACUGCUAGCAUGAUUGCUGCUUAUGAGAAGAAAAACUUAUUGGACAAGGCAUUAAAUCUUCUUUUGGAGCUAGAGAAUGAUGGGUUUGAGCCCGGGGUUGCCACUUAUUCUGUUCUUGUGGACUGGUUCGGUAAGUUGCAGCUUGUUGAUGAGGCUGAACAGAUUAUAGGAAAAAUUUCCGUGCAGGGUGAGGCUCCUCCUUUUAAGGUUCAAGUGAGUCUAUGUGAUAUGUAUGCAAGGGCUGGAAAUGAGAAAAAGACCCUUCAAACUCUGGGCGUUCUGGAAGCUAGGAAGGAUGAAUUAGGACCAGCUGAAUUUGAGAGAAUUAUAUCCAGCCUUAUUGCUGGUGGGUUUGAGCAGGAUGCACGAAGAAUAUAUGGGGUCAUGGAAGCACAGGGUUUCACUGCAUCGAAUUCGCUUUGGAGGGCCCUUUUUACACCUGGCCCCAAAACACCAACUGUGAGAUAGUUUAAUGGUCAUGAGAAGUACCAUUUAGUUUUUCUCUGCCCAGUGACCCACAAAUGCACUGCCUUAUGAAGCCAUAAUCUGCUGGAUUGGCCAUGCCAUGUAACCAAUAAAGGAUUUAGUUUAUUCUUGUUAAGUUGUUAGUUUCUCAAUUGUAUCAUGUCAAUGAAAUUUGCCAUCUUGUUUGCAACUGUUCAGAUCACUAAUUUACUUCUCUUAAUUAUUCUUUUUAACU
Gastrolobium bilobum is the source of this 2372-nucleotide messenger RNA. Its product is annotated as pentatricopeptide repeat-containing protein At1g03560, mitochondrial. The coding region runs from base 68 to 2140 and encodes 690 amino acids. The transcript has 2 exons. NCBI's taxonomy places the organism in Eukaryota, Viridiplantae, Streptophyta, Magnoliopsida, Fabales, Fabaceae. The record is from RefSeq and is a predicted model, not a curated record. Gene Ontology annotation, molecular function: protein binding.